AUGCCGCUCCUCGUCCCAGUGGCAUGUGCCUCGGCAGCAGUAGCCAACGACCACCGCGUCGUAGUCUACUACCAGACGACCCAAGCCAACAAUAGUGCCACAGCGCAUAUCUCGCUGCUACCGCUCGUCGACAGUGCCCCUGAGGUUUCUGUCACCCAUGUCCUGAUCGCCGCCAUCCACAUCCAAGAUGACGCCACCGUCCACCUUAACAACGAGCCCCCUGACAACGCCAUGUUCGACGCAGUCUGGACCGACGCGGCACAGCUACAAGCUAAGGGCGUUACUGUAAUGGGCAUGCUAGGCGGUGCCGCCGCAGGUUCUUACCAGCGUCUUGACGGCGACGACGCCUCGUUUGAGAAGUUCUACGCCCCACUACACGACAUGAUCGGCACCUACAACCUGCAGGGUCUGGACCUGGAUGUUGAGGAGGCCUUUUCAUUAGACGGCGUCAUCCGGCUGAUCGACAGGCUCAAGAAGGACUUCGGUAAUGAUUUCAUCAUUUCUCUUGCUCCCGUAGCUUCUGCAUUGACCGAAGGCGGCGGCAACCUCAGCGGCUUCAACUACUUCGACCUAGAAAACCAACGCGGUAGCUCCAUCGCCUUCUACAACGCGCAGUUCUACUACGGGUGGGGCGACGCCAGUAGCGCCGGCGACUACGAAGCCAUCCUCGACGACGGUUUCCCCGCCGAAAAAGUAGUACUGGGCUUAGUCACCGACCCGUCCAACGGGUACGGCUUCGUCAGCUUGGACAACGAGGCCCCGGUUCUCCAGGAGCUUACAAGCGAGAACCCGACGUUCGGCGGCGUGGCAGGCUGGGAGUACUUCAACUCGCUGCCCGGCGGCUCGAGUUCCCCCUGGGAGUGGGCUGCUUGGAUGGCGGACCACGUUAGAUCUGCUGCUGCGACUACCGGCGAGAAGCGCGAGAUUGCGACGACGGAGAAGGUCUGGAGGGGUAUUCGUAAGGCUGGGCGGCGGGUGCGCCGUGAUGCUAAGAAGGUGUAUCGGGAUUACAUUGCUUAA
Molecule: messenger RNA, 1020 nt
Organism: Daldinia loculata
Lineage: Eukaryota; Fungi; Ascomycota; Sordariomycetes; Xylariales; Hypoxylaceae
Product: glycoside hydrolase family 18 protein
Exons: 1
Coding region: 1-1020 (339 amino acids)
Biological process (GO): carbohydrate metabolic process
Cellular component (GO): extracellular region
Molecular function (GO): chitinase activity
Source: RefSeq, a predicted model, not a curated record